Molecule: messenger RNA, 531 nt
Organism: Gymnodraco acuticeps
Lineage: Eukaryota; Metazoa; Chordata; Actinopteri; Perciformes; Bathydraconidae
Product: myocardin-related transcription factor A-like
Biological process (GO): smooth muscle cell differentiation
Source: RefSeq, a predicted model, not a curated record
GUUAAAUACUAUACAUAUUCUCUUAAAGGCAGUAUUGUGUAUGAAAUGACUGGACUUUAAUGUCUCUGAUAACAAAAUAAUAGUUAGUCAACUGGUGGUAAAGGUGUUGUGGAGGAAGUGGCUGUUUUGCUUCCCACGCAGAGGAGGGUUUUCCGGUGAAAGUUUCCUUUGUGAUUCGGAAGUGGCGGUGUGAUGCCGUUUAUCUUUACAGACACAACACCCAAGAGACAACCAUGACAAAACCAAACAAAGCUCCAUCCUGCUGAAAUGAGAACACGCCUCUCCAGGAUUUAGUAAUACAGGUCUCUCCGUCACCCCUGGCGAUGCUUCACCCCCACAGAGAGGAGGAUCUGGGAACCGACAGCAUGGAGGAGAACCCUCCGAGCGAAGCGGUGGCCUGGGAGCUCGAGGAGCUGACCCUGCAGACCGGAUUCCCCCCAAAGCCCCUGCAGGAGAGGAAGAAUGUCCUCCAGCUCAAACUCCAGCAGAGACGAACACGAGAGGAGCUGGUCAGCCAAGGGAUCAUGCCAC